This is a messenger RNA of Camelina sativa (false flax), 2567 nucleotides long. Its product is annotated as putative glucan endo-1,3-beta-glucosidase BG4. Gene Ontology annotation, biological process: carbohydrate metabolic process. The record is from RefSeq and is a predicted model, not a curated record. Gene Ontology annotation, molecular function: hydrolase activity, hydrolyzing O-glycosyl compounds. Lineage: Eukaryota; Viridiplantae; Streptophyta; Magnoliopsida; Brassicales; Brassicaceae.
AAGCCAAGUUUGGUUCCUUCCUCUUUUACAGGCGCAAGUACGACCUUUUUUGCUAUCUCUACACAAAAGUUUCAUCAUGAUCUAUUCCUCUAAAAAGCUGUUCUUGUUCUUCCUCUCCUGCAUUAUGAUGAUAUUCAACUACAACACUAGUGGCUUCUUAACCGCAACAAAUAGCGUUGGUUUGAACUACGGCCUCCUCGGAGAUAACCUCCCAACUCCGUCCAAUGUUCUCAACCUUUACAAGUCCAUAGGGAUUACAAAAAUCCGAAUCUUCGACCCCAACACAGAGGUUCUUAAAGCCUUACGCGGCCACCGCAAUAUUGAAGUCACUGUUGGCGUUAAGGACCAGGACUUGGCUGCUCUUGCAGCUAGCGAAGAAGCUGUUAAGGGCUGGUUUGUGACCAACAUCGAGCCUUACUUAGCCGACGUCAACAUUUCUUUCAUUACAGUUGGUAAUGAAGUCAUCCCUGGACCAAUCGGUCCGCAAGUGCUUCCGGUAAUGCAGUCUCUCACCAACCUGGUCAAGUCAAGGAACCUUCCGAUCUCGAUAAGCACCGUGGUGGCUAUGUCGAAUCUCGAGAAAUCAUACCCACCGUCCACUGGAAAGUUCACGUCCCAGGCGCGGGAACAACUUGUCCCCGUGCUAAAACUGUUGUCUCAAACAAGUACGCCUAUCCUCGUCAAUAUCUAUCCUUACUUCCCUUACGCAUCCGACCCAUCGAACAUCCGUCUCGACUAUGCUACCUUCAACACUGAGGCCAUCGUGGUCCAAGAUGGACCAUUGGGCUAUUCAAACAUGUUUGAUGCAAUCUUCGACGCAUUCGUGUGGGCAAUGGAGAAGGAAGGCGUGAAAGGUUUACCAAUGGUGGUGUCCGAGACCGGAUGGCCAUCAGCUGGAAAUGGGAACCUAACCACACCGGAUAUCGCGGGUACGUACAAUAGUAAUUUUGUGAAGCAUAUAGUAAGCGGAAAAGGGACGCCUAAGAGGCCUAACAAAGGCUUCGACGGGUUUCUAUUUGCAACGUUCAACGAAAAUCAAAAGCCGGCCGGGACUGAACAGAAUUUUGGGUUGUACAAUCCUACUGGUAUGAAACCCAUCUACAAGCUAUUUUAAAGUGUGAAAGUUUCUUAGACUUUUCCGAUUCACUAAUAAGUGAGAUUAAGAGCAUGAUUACUGGGGUUCUGGUAGAGAUUCUCUCAAUUAAAAAUUUAAAAGUAAUAAUAAAAAAAGAAAAAAACUGAGUAACGUUACUUUCUAUAGAAACGAAGAAGCGUUACUCAACACGAGUGGCAACAUCUAAUUAGUUAAUUUUCUAUUUUUAGAUUUAUUAUUUAAAUAUAUAAUAAUAUUAAAAAAAUCAUUAAAAUAUAUUUUUUGGAGUAACAAUCAAUCCGUUGCUGGGAUAAUGAUGCUCUUAACACAUGUUAUAAGCAAUUGGCUUAUGUGAGAGUGGUGAUGAGAUCUAGUAGAGGAACUUAAUUGACAUUGAAUUUGGUAGUUAAAACUACUUUCUCCGGUUUUAGUUAAUGGAUUCCUUCAUCCAUCAUAAGAGUAUGCCAUUUGUUUCGUAUCGGCCGUCUUGUUUGUGCAUUUCUUAAAUGAAUAUAAUUUUUAAUAUUUUUAUAUUGUUAAGCAAAAUCAGUCUCCCAAAUUGUUUCAAAAAUCAAGGUUUAAAUAAAUCUUAACAAACUGCAUUAUAGCGAUCUUGAUUACACAAUGUUCUUUAGCAUUACAAGAUUAAGAUUAAAUCCUUUUUAACUUUGGAAACUCGUGAAUGUUUCUGAAGAAAAAAGAUUUUAACCUUUAUGAUAAAAUAUGACUUUCGAUAUGAAUUUAGGGUUGAGCCCCAAAUUUGUUUUCGCAAAUCUUGACAAAUGAUUUUGGAGUUAGUCAUCUUUUAUAAAUCCAAAAAUUUUACCUAUUACUAAAAAAAAUUUGAAUAGUACUCCUAAAUGUCCAUGUUAACUAUUACUCCGACUCCAACACAUACAAUUAACUCAAAACCUAACGAUGAUAUCUCAUUUUCAUGCUAAUGUAUUCGAACACAAAUGUUCUUUACCGAUCCAAUGAAUCUUACUUUCUUUAUUCCACAUUGACAAUCCGCAAUAGCACUUGUUAUACAAAAGAGUUUAAAAACUAGUCAUGCAUAUAGAUGCCAUUACGACGGAUAUAUCAACAAGACUUCCUCCCGUCAACAUGUUUUCUCAUUACCAAAACCAGUUACCUUCGGUCCCAAACUACCAAAUGCAAUUUACCAUUGCUUGUUAUGAACCAUUGUGAGUUGUGACAAUCAUAUAGUUUUCUUGAGACUCCUUCAUUUUCAAUCCAUCUCUUCUCCAUUUUUUUUUUUUUUUUGCAUUUAUACGUUUAAAAGCUAAGCAAUACACAGCUUUUUAUCAUAAUAUAAAGGGCUUUUAGCACUCAUACCCACUUUAGGGUAAACUUCUUUCACAAAAACCCACUUUCCCAACUUUCUAUACUUUUAUGAGUUUGUUGUUUAGGUGUUCAUGUUUUUUUUUACAAUUUUGUCUUCAGAAAAAUUUUGAUGGAAGAUAAUUUUUUUGAA